AUGUUCGCCGUGCUGUCCUUGAUAGUUCUGUCGUUGACCUGGCUGGAGCGCAAGGCUCUCGGCCGGCUGCAACUGCGCUACGGGCCGACGCGGACGGGACUGUUCGGGCUGAUGCAACCGAUCGCCGAUGCGGUGAAACUCAUCAUCAAAGAGGACAUCAUUCCCGACGAAUCGGAAAAAGCCGUCUUCUGGAUUGCCCCCGUGAUCGUCGUGGUGUCUGCGUUCGUCAUAUGGGUGACCAUUCCGGGCGGCGACAACGUGGUUAUCCGCAACCUGCCGUUGGGACUGUUUUACAUCAUCGCCUUCGCUGUGAUUGGUAUCCUCGGACUCGUCCUGGCCGGCUGGGGAUCAGCGAACAAAUACGGGAUCAUGGGUGGGCUGCGGUCGGCCGCCCAAUUGAUUUCUUACGAAAUCCCCGUGGUGCUGGUGGCCGCGGCGGUGGCCAUUUUGGCCCAAUCCCUUGACAUGCGGGAAAUCGUUGCCCAGCAAUCUUCGUACCCCUACCUGGUAGUGCUGCCCCUCGGUUUUGUGGUGUUCUUCAUCGCCGGUUUGGCCGAGGUGGGACGCACGCCCUUCGACAUCUACCACGCGGAGAGUGAGGUGGUCGGGGGCCCGUUCGUGGAAUACAGCGGCGCCCACUGGUCGGUGUUCUUCCUCGCCGAGUACAUCAACACCUUCGCCAUCGCCGCGCUGACGACGCUGCUGUUCCUGGGCGGCUGGGGCGGUCCGGCUCUGCCGGAUGUGGUGUGGUUCCUGUUCAAAACAUACGCCGUGGUUUUGGUGGUGUUCUGGGUGCGCGGAACCUUUCCGCGCCUACGGAUUGACCAGCUGAUGGCCUUCGCGUGGAAGGUGAUGGUGCCGCUGUCGUUCUACACGGUGAUCAUCGCCGCCGUGUACCGGUUCUAUGGGCUGCCCUGGUGGAGCCUGACAAUCCUUUCUUCGGCAGGCUUGGCGGUUGCCGGGUGGAUCAUCUACCGGCGCAUGGCCGGUCCGGCUCGCCGUGUGGCCGAGGUGCAGCGCCGGCUCUCCGACCGGCAGCGCUCCGCCGCCGGAGCACGCAGCUAG
This is a messenger RNA of Geodia barretti, 1065 nucleotides long. NCBI's taxonomy places the organism in Eukaryota, Metazoa, Porifera, Demospongiae, Tetractinellida, Geodiidae. The record is from the annotation of a GenBank genome assembly.